Messenger RNA from Paramormyrops kingsleyae, 3276 nucleotides. RefSeq names its product coiled-coil domain containing 61 (gene ccdc61). Gene Ontology annotation, cellular component: ciliary basal body. NCBI's taxonomy places the organism in Eukaryota, Metazoa, Chordata, Actinopteri, Osteoglossiformes, Mormyridae. The record is from RefSeq and is a predicted model, not a curated record.
AGCUAGUACUCAGCGUUUUAAUUUUAAUUGUACAUUAGGGUAAUUUCCCCCUUCAUUUCAUGCCACUUUAUUCAUAUCGCGAACUAGAUUGACUGAUGCUUAAUGUUUUUGUGGAUUAUAUCGGGGAAAUUUAUUUUAACUCAUCCUGAUGUGACAGUGAGUGGUCGUUAAACAUGUUGCUCGCCAUAGCAUAAGCUCGUCAGUUGCGGUUUUUGUUGACUAAGGACUUUAAUCACGGAAACUUGAGCUUCGUGUCAUUUCAUAGCAAUUAAGUUGAGUACCAGGCGUCAUAAUCAUGCCGGUCAUUAUUAAGUCCAGUUUAUAUAGGUGACGUGAUAUCCAUUGAAUGCUUGUUAACCUACUAUUUAUUAAAUCUCUGCAUCUUUUAAGUCUUAUUAUAAUAAUAAUUAUUAUUAUUUGGUCUUGUCCUUUUGAAGUUCAGUUGCAGGGCCAGUCAAUCUUAUAUGCGACAUCGGCGGCUGCCUUGGGCGCCAUCUUCUCAGGGGGCGCCGACUUGCCAGCCAAUUUCACUUUGCCUUGGACUGGGGGCGCCGGUGUUCUGACAAAACAUCCUACCUUUCGAGACGUGCUAUGGAGCCUUUCUGCGCAUGUGCAGUUCCACCGUCUUGGGGUUAGGGUUAGGGUUAAGGUGCAGGUUCUCACUCAGGCAGGGAGCCAUGGAGACCGUGCAAGCCGACAUGGACUUCCGUGGGUCGGAGUUUACGGUCAGGGUCGAGGUGGAAGAGGAGCUGCUGAUGGUGGAGAUCUUAGAUUUAAUGACCGCUGAGCAGUGGAGAGGGGAGUUCGACCCCACUUAUAUUGAGGACCUCACUCGCAAGACGGGCAAUUUUAAGCAGUUCUCCAUCUUUUGCAGUAUGCUGGAGUCCGCUGUCAGAAGGACUAGUGAAGCGGUGACCCUGGACCUCUUGACGUAUUCCGAUUUGGAGCUCUUGCGCAAUCGAAAGAUGGGGCAACCCAGUAAGAUCCGGUCCCAGCCACAGUCUCCAGCCCUCAGUACCAAGCGCUACCUCAUUCUAGUCUAUACUGUUGAGUUUGACAGGAUUCACUACCCGCUGCCUCUGCCUUACCAAGGCAAGCUGGACCCGGCCGCCCUGCAGAGGGAGAUCCGAGUUCUCAGGGCGGAACUGGCUGCCCUCGUAGCCCAAGGGGGCCGCAGUCGGCAAGACCCCGAAACCAACCGCCUGCGUGCAGAACUGGCUCGGGUACAGGGGGAGAAGGAUGCCCUGGCCCGUGCUCUGGAUCAGCUGCAGGUAGCGGGGGUGGGCCAGACCCCUGGAGGGGGGGCUCGGGGGCUCCGCGAGGUCAUCCAGAGCCUAGAGGAGCAGCUGCUGAGGGAGAGGGCCAAGAACCAGCGCUCGGCCAGCAAGCGGAGCCAGGAAAAGCGUCUGCUUCUGGAAGAGCUGGAGGAGCUCCGGGCGUCAGAGCGGGCUUUGCGGGUUAGAGUGAAGAGCCUUACCAGUGAGCUGGCUUUGAUGCAGCGCUGCAGAGCGUCUCCUUUGGCGUCCUGCAGGAACGGCUCCGGGGGGGAGGGCCUGGGGCGGCGGUCGGCAUCCCGGGAUCGUGGCCUCACUGGGGGGGCGCUCAGGGGCCGCUCAGGGUCUCGGGAGAGGGUGGAGGACAGAAGCAGAAGGGCUGACAUGGUGGCACAAAGGACAGGCUCCACUGGGUCACGCCCCCAUAUCCCGAGGCCCUCCCCAUCCCCGUCAGGGUCCCAGUCACAGCGGUUUGACCCCACAGGCUACAUCCAGGAUCGCCAGCGCAAGCAGAAAGAGGCAGAACUCAAAAACCAAAGGAAGGUGAGAAGAGCGAUGCUGAGUCCGCUCACCAACACAGAGAGAGGACGGUCACGAUCCCGGACCACGCAGCCACAAGGCACCCGACUAGGGAGUGGCCGACAGGGGCGGAGCUCUUCCAUAGAGAGUAGGCGGAGCAGCCAUUUUUCUGACAGUUCAUUGGUCGACAUGCCAGAAAUCGCAUCACAUCUUCCCUCCAGGACCAGAAAGGCUUCCUGUAAUUCCGCAGCGGUUACCUUGCCCCGAGGGAGAAACCUCACCAAGAAGCCGUUAUGUAGCACCCCAACCGGCAUCAUGAGAGCCAUGGACAAGGAGAGCGCCGACCUGUCGGAAAUCGAUGCCCGUCUGCAAGCCUUGCAGGAUUACAUGAGGGACCUGGACACUGGCCGCUAGCUGCCUUCGUGGGGACACAUUUUACCUUUGCACUUUUACAAAAACACACGACUGUCUCAGUUUUUAGGAUUUAGCUGCAUAUGUGAGGUGUUUUUUCCAGACAGAGGCGCGAUGAUUUGUCAGUCUGGUUGUGAUGGCUCAGUGUUAUUAAUGUCGAAAUUAUUUUCUGGAACUUGGACAUCGUCAGCAUGACUGAGCUCUCGCUAUUGCCCAUGACAUUAUUUUCAACUUCCCCAAGACAGGGUAUGGCAAAGAAUUGACUGCCAUCAUGUUUACUUGGUGUGAGACAUACUGAAAAUAGUUUGUCAGGGAUAGAUGUAAGGGUGUGUGACAAGGAGUCACUUGACGGGAAUGAUUAUUUUUGUUAUAAUUUCCAGGACAUUUUUUUCCUAUCCAUUUACUUGUUCCAGUGAAUGUGGAUGCCGUUACUUUAUUUAAAAUGUUGUGGUACUCAUUCUGAUAAGGAUUUUUAACAUUUUACAUUUGAAGGUUUUACAUACUGUUUAUGGAGUUUGUUAGGUAUAAAACUUGUUAAUAUAUGAGCAUAAUGAGAAUUUUAUCAAUUUGGACACAUCAUUGGUAACAUUGGCAAUCCGGUGUCUUGUGUCAGUCAAUAUCAGGCUCUGUCCCGGGCAACUAAAUUUCACCUACUAAAGUUUAUAAUUGGGUAUUUGUGCUUGUAUGUGUUUUUUUUUUAAUCUGUGUGAAUGGCUGAUUAUUCACAAUGGAACAUUUUCACUUCUAUAAGUGGCAAAAAUUCAGUCAUAUUUAUAACAAAAAAACUUGUCAUAUUCUUUAACAAAAGAAACCACCACCAACCAAUGGGAAUGUAAGAGCUGGUUAUGGGGUGUGGUUUACAUUUACUGUCCCCUCAUUGGGUAUGAUAGUUUGAUCUGGGCAUGUCGGUUUGCCCAAAGAGGCCGUUGAUUACUAUGAACUAUCAAACACAUGAAUACAAACUCUGAUCAUUAAAAAAUCGAACAGACUAAAAUGUAUCUGUAUAUAGGACAUAUAAGUCUUCUGGUACUGUAAUGAAUGUGGGUUUGGAAUAAAUUAAUUGUUUUGAAUA